Falco peregrinus (peregrine falcon) is the source of this 4635-nucleotide messenger RNA. RefSeq names its product solute carrier organic anion transporter family member 4A1 (gene SLCO4A1). The transcript is spliced from 12 exons. Gene Ontology annotation, molecular function: protein binding. The record is from RefSeq and is a predicted model, not a curated record. Bases 208 to 2412 code for a protein of 734 amino acids. Gene Ontology annotation, cellular component: membrane. Gene Ontology annotation, biological process: transmembrane transport; sodium-independent organic anion transport. NCBI's taxonomy places the organism in Eukaryota, Metazoa, Chordata, Aves, Falconiformes, Falconidae.
CGGCGCGGGGAGCGCGGGGGCGGCGGCGAGCGGGCGGCGGCGGCGCGGGGCGCAGAUCAGAGCGGUCCUGGCUCAGACCUUCACCAUCUCCCUACGGAUGUGAGCGCCGAAAAUUGCAUCUCCCGGAUCAGCAGGUCCUCACCGCCCCACAAAGCCAUCCUGGCCACCAGCCCCACCUCGACCUGCCAAGGCUCCGUGUUCCCCUUCAUGGCAAUGCCACAGAAUUCAACUGCAGAGAAUGGCUUUUGUUUUGCUCAGACACUCGACUUCUCCUGCCCAUCCCCUCCUCCCUGCAAGCCCAGCCAGACCUUCGAUGCCUCAAGCGGGCGGGAGCCCCGCGGCACUGCACUGAGCAACGGCACCGCAUCCUCCGGCGCACACAGCCCCGCCGACUCGUGCGCCGAGCCCCUCUGCUCCGCCACCCCAGGGGACGAGGAGACCCAGUUCAACGAAGGGAUUAAAUAUGUGUCGGCCGAAGGGGAGGAACUGGCGUGUGGCUGGGGGGGGUUCACCCCCAGAUGCUUGCAGCUCUGUAACACCUCUAAGGGCGUCUUGUUCUUCCUCUGUGUGGCCUCCUUCCUGCAAGGCAUGACAGUGAACGGCUUCAUCAACACGGUCAUCACUUCCAUCGAGCGACGCUUCGACCUCCGUAGCUACCAGAGCGGGCUGAUCGCCAGCUCCUACGACAUCGCAGCAUGUGUCUGCUUGACCUUCGUCAGCUAUUUUGGAGGAAACGGCCACAAACCGCGAUGGCUGGGCUGGGGUGUGCUGGUCAUGGGCUUGGGCUCCCUACUCUUCGCCUUGCCCCACUUCACCACGGGACAGUACGAGGCACAUUCGGCGGCGGAGGUGGGCGUCUGCGGGGGAAACCAGAGCCUGCCCUGUGCCCAGGCUGCCUCCAGCCUCUCCAGCUACAGGUUCGUCUUCAUGCUGGGGCAGUUCCUGCACGGGAUGGGAGCCACGCCACUCUACACACUCGGCGUCACCUAUUUAGAUGAAAACGUCAAGACUAACUACUCCCCUGUGUACAUUGCUGUUUUCUACACUGCUGCAAUCCUUGGGCCUGCAGCGGGUUAUCUGGUAGGAGGAAUGUUUCUAAAUAUUUAUACUGAAAUUGGCAGAGAGAUCGACAUCACCCCGGAGAACACGCUGUGGGUGGGAGCAUGGUGGAUCGGCUUCCUCGGGGCCGGAGCAGCCUCCCUCCUCAUCUCCAUCCCCAUCCUGGGGUACCCCCACCGCCUCCCAGGAUCCCAGCGGUAUAUCGUUAUGAGGGUGUCAGAGGCUCAUCAGCUAAAGGAUGGGAGCCACAAAAAAGCAUCGGAUCCAGACUUUGGGAAAACAGUUAAAGAUCUGCCUCGAUCAGUACUGCUGCUUCUGAAGAAUCCCACCUUCAUCUUCCUCUGCUUAGCGGGAGCGACUGAAGCCACCCUCAUUGCUGGGAUGUCCACAUUUGGACCCAAGUUCCUGGAGUCUCAGUUUAGUUUAAGUGCCUCUGAAGCUGCUACUUUUUUUGGUUAUUUGGUUGUACCAGCUGGAGGGGGAGGCACGUUCCUGGGAGGAUUCCUUGUGAAUAAAUUUAAACUCCGCUGUUCAGGAAUCAUCAAAUUAUGUUUACUUUGCACAGUGUCAAGUCUGCUGGCUAUAUUCAUUUUUUUUAUUCACUGCCCUAACAUGCCGAUGGCAGGAGUAACCCAGACGUACGAGGGAAGUGUUUUGCCUGGUGGCCACCUCAACCUGACAGCAGCCUGCAACACCAACUGUGGCUGUCUACAGGAGACCUACAGCCCUGUCUGUGGGAGCGAUGACAUUAUGUAUUACUCUCCCUGCCAUGCCGGGUGCAAAAAACUGUCUGAAAACCUCAGGAACGGCAAGAAGGUCUACCUGCAUUGUAGCUGCAUUGACAAAACCCUCCUGCCCGGCCCCGGCGACGCAGAGGCAGGGAAAUGCACCUCCUCUUGUGCGAAAAAGCCCCUACUCCUGUUCUUCAUGUUCAUGGUGAUCCUCUUCACCUUCCUGAGCAGUAUUCCUGCCCUGACUGCCACUCUGCGGUGUGUCUCUGACAGGCAAAGGUCAUUUGCACUUGGGAUCCAGUGGAUUGUAGUACGAACGCUAGGAGGCAUCCCUGGCCCCAUCGCCUUUGGGUCCAUGAUCGAUAAAUCCUGCCUGCUCUGGCAGGACCAGUGUGGUGAGCAAGGUUCUUGUUACGUUUACCAGAACUCAGCCAUGAGCCGGUACACCCUCAUCGCUGGACUGGUCUACAAGGUGCUUGGGACAACCUUCUUUAUAGUCGCCUGUUUACUCUACAAACCUCCACCGCCAGAGUCGGCUCCAGGCAGCUCGGAUGCAUCUGACAGUGGCAACGGUGACCUCCAGGAACACAAACCUUCGCUGCCGGCUGGGGAGGAUAUGUAGCACUCUACGCGUGCGAGUGACUUUCUCAGUCUCAAAGAUACGACGAGAAGACGUUAUGCAGUCCCUAGGGGGUUUUAAAUUAAUAGUAAUAUCACUUUUUUUAGUUCAAGAUAAUUAAAUUAACCACUGGUGUGCUUCCUAUUUUCUUAACAGCAGAAGCACAUUUAAAAUCGUGCGCUGAUGCCAUAUGCAGUUAUUUAAUUUUCUUUAAAGGGCUACCGUAGCUUUAUUCAUGUCUGUGACAAGCAAGGACCGCGUUCUCCACUCGUGGAAAUGAGCACCAGUAACUCCAAUGGAGCAUGUGAGGUUUAAACCACCAGAAGAUCUGGGCCCUAAUGUCUCAAUCGAAAAGCCAACUGUAGCAAAACUUCUGUCGAGACUUCCUAAGGCUGAAAAGAGCCCUGCUGUCCUGCAGCCUGUGCGGCAAAGGGGACAGCUGGCCCUAAAACUACUGUAUGCAAAGCAGACGGCCCUGACAGUGUCCUCCUCCUUCCUGUGACACAGCAUCGCUCCUUUUGUUCAGGAGCAGAUUAUCUAAUUAUGCAAACUGAUAUUACUGUGCAAUGGGAAGUAGAUUUGAGGGGAGAUUUGUCUAGCAAAUCCAUCAGUACACUACAGGCAGCCACCCCUGAGAGCUGCCGAGCACUGUAUGUUCACUGCCUCGUUUCAUUGCAGGGUUUACACCGUGGUGACACUUCAUUUUUUAAUUUUUUUUUUCUUGCAUUGUCUUAAGGUGAUGCCUUUUGUAAUGUACUGUGCAAAACUUGAAUUUCUUGCUGUUUGUUGGGUGUGGGAAGACAUGAUACAGAUCUAUGCAAUGCUUCUCUUCAGUUGCUCUGUAAAGGCAUUGGGUUGGGGUAGAUGAGAAAAGUCAGAAUGAAUUUCGUUUGUCUCUAGACCUCUAGCUUAAGGGAUAGCUUGUCCUCACAACAGACUGCCUCGUGGGAAGGGGAUGCUGACUUGGAACUGGCCUGCUUGCAACUAGAGAGGGCAGCAUUCCCAAAAUGACCUUUGAAUGUGCACUUGCAAUAUUGACCAGGACCUUUCUGAGGGGGAAAAGUGGAAUUUGGGCAGGCAUAUGUCUGGCUUCCCUCUCAACCCAGAUCAGAUUAGCGCUUAGUCUGCCUGUAUUUGCACAGCCACAUGAUCCAGGUACAGCUCCGGGGAGGGCUGUGGCCAGGCCCUGGAGCCCAAUACUGUAUUAACUGCAUUCACGGGGACGGGACCUACGUUACUGAGCUGCAAAACUGGCACUUCUUCUGUGCCAGCUGCUACUUAGAAUUACUUUGUAGGUGUUUUUGUAUAUUUUGUGUAUUUAUGCUUUCAUAAACGGAGACGGGAUAGGCAUUUGAUUACUUUGUUAGCAAAGGACCACCUCAGAGCAGACAGGGAUGACGGCACUGAGAGUGUGGUCCAUCUUCAGGUCGAUGGUGGUCAAGAAAGCAACUUCUUCCAUUCACAGAUCCCCUUCCACCAAAGCUAGGUAGUGACCUUGCCACUUCCAAAGCUCUUGCUUCCCAGCCUCUGUCGAGAACUGGGAGAGACUUGAGCAUCUCCGGUAACUGCUGGAAAAACUGCAAGUGCUCAGGGUGAGAUGGGGGUGGGGGUGGCUUUUGGCUGCUUGCACACGGGCCGCUGGUGCAGUGCAGCACAGCUUGGAUGGCGCACAGCCUGCAGGAGAGCCCUGUUUUUCCAGGGAGGCAGGAUUAGACCCGCUGAUGCAGGAGUUAACCCAAACAGCAAAGGCUUCUUCCCAACCUCCAGCUGGGUUUGGAGCUACCUGCAAACGUGAGCCUCUCUCCAGCCGUUGCCCAGUGAUUGCCCUUCCCAGCUUACAGACGCGUUGGGUACGAGCAGGGAUCUUCAAUGGGGAAAAUGCAUGAAUGUAUUUUGGGAACAUAUUUUAUGUAUGACAUAUUUAUGAAAGGUAGAAGUUUUUCUUAAUAUAUUAUGGAUAUUGCAAUGCAAUUCUAGUGUUUCUAAAAUAAGCUUUAUCUGAGUGUGGUGUUUUCAGAGUAAAAGAAAAGCUUGUGGGAUUCUGGCAUUUAUUGUGUUGCUGUGGGACUGGUAAGUCAUGGGCUUAAGUAAGCAGCAACAAGGCGUUCCUGUUCCAUAAACAGGUUGUGUAGGUGUACAGGUAACGUAAAAUAUUUGAAAGUAUGUUUCCCAGUCUCAUAUGAAGUAUUAUAUUGCUAUAAAAGCAUAAGAAAUAUAAUCAGUAUU